Messenger RNA from Telopea speciosissima, 3108 nucleotides. RefSeq lists its product as uncharacterized. The transcript has 5 exons. Lineage: Eukaryota; Viridiplantae; Streptophyta; Magnoliopsida; Proteales; Proteaceae. Bases 610 to 2655 code for a protein of 681 amino acids. Gene Ontology annotation, molecular function: protein kinase binding. Gene Ontology annotation, cellular component: cytoplasm. The record is from RefSeq and is a predicted model, not a curated record.
CCCAACUCCUCCUUCCAUUUCCUAAUUUAUAGGAUUCCCAACCUCAACGGCUGGCCAAACAAAGCUUUUCACUGUCACCCACAGCAACGUUUUCUGCCGCUUAAAUAGGGCUCUCUCUUAGCUGUGUUUGAGUGCAUCAAACCACCAUUUCGUCCUCCGCCACCAUCGACCUCUCCUCUUCUUUCUCCAUUCUGCUCAAGCCUCGCUAGGAAAGGUUUCAAGAACGGAUUCGACGGAGCUUCCAGUGAGAAGCUGUUGCGUUUAUCACUCUGGCCGACACUCUAGUGAAAUCUUCUCGCACCUUGUGGGAGGUGUGGGUUCCAUCAGGAGGCAUUGUUCCCUUUCUUUCUACUACUUUGCUCUUCCAUUUUACACGGUCUGUGGUUUGGCGUCUUCCCAUUGACUACGGCUAACCUACGCAUCAAUCUUCUUCAUUGUAUUCGCUACUUCUUAAGGAUCCCUUUUUUGCAGUCUGUAAUAUAUCAGUUUUUAGCCAUUAGAAACCUAAAUACCAAUAAGACAGAAAUUUAGUGAGGAGAAGAAGAAAAUCAGGAAAAAGAAGCAAAUUGUUUCGUGUUCUGUGUUUGGUAUUUUUUAAUUGAAACCAUUAUGCCAUCUGAAAUGGCCAAAUUCAGUUGUUUCCCUGUGCUAGUGGGGAGGAAGAAGAAAUCCAAGGUUGAGCAGGAAUCUUCAGACCUUCAUUAUAGUAAGGGGCUUGGAACCCUGCAAGUAAAGCUGGAACACCCACUGAAGUCGUCUGAGUGCGAUAAAUUGAAUUCGACUUCUUUCAGUGUGUCGGCACCCUUUGGGAUCCAGGAGAAUUCCACCUGCAAGGUGAAGGUGCUUGGUGAUGAGAAGCUUCUUCGGUCUGAAGCAGCUGAGGCAGCUUACGAAGGGGAAGACGAGCAUGAUGAGAACUUGUCUAUCAAGAGGGAUUUCUCUUUCUUGGAUCUCCAUGCUCAUGAAUCUGCAAAAGGAGAAGAAGAACUGUACCAGUCACUUGACACAAAUACGGACUCUUUCGAUUCAAACGAUAACGAGACGGACAUAAAUUCGGAGAGGGUCAUCAAUUUGGAUGCUGAAGUGAUCCAAAGUGGGCAUGUUAGCGAUCCAGGGAUCAGCAAAGUUGAAUUCUGGGCUUCUCCAGGACUUAAACGCUCGUGUUCCAACCUUGAAACAAGGGAGGUGCUGAAGAAUAUGGCUGAGCGGAUGCCUCCUUCAAAAUCUCAUUCUUUCAAACACUUGCAGAAUUUUAUAUAUAGAAAAAAGGAGGAAGUUGAAGCAGGAAUUCAAAGCAGCUCAGAAUCAGUAACAACCCCUCGCAGUGCAGACAGAGUGAUGCUAAAGAAGCAUUCUUCAAGCCAAAUUCUCCCUUCCAGGAGUAGAAGACUCUGGUGGAAACUGUUCCUCUGGAGUCACAGGAACCUGGAGAAGCCAUGGAGCAUGAAACCACGACCACUCUCCACCAUUCGUACUUCAAACCAGAAAGGUGGGUAUUCCUCGGAUACUCUGGAACCAAACCAGGCUAAGGAGUUGGACAAGCUGGAAUCACCUGGAUCAUUCACUGGAGAAUCCAGAAACAACAGCUCAAACUGGAAUAAUAAGUUCCACAGUGGAUCUACUGGAUUAUGGCCCCAGAACCAGUGGGUUGCUUUUCCUUCAGAGUCUUCAUCCAUGACGAGAGUGGAUGAGUGGGUAAACAGUCUUGAGACCCAACCACCUCUUUCAAAUAAUGGCGAAGAUGCAGCUGAUGAAGAUAUUGCAUUUCCACCUUCUCCUGAUGCAUCACCAGCUAGAAACACAAGUCAAAUGAACCAAUGGCCUAAUCAUAAUUUCACAGAAGAAGUUUCACACGCCAACAAUAUGAUCCAGUCUCUGAAUUCAUCCUCAACUGUAGCCCAUAUCGCCAGUAUGGGUUUGAAAGUCAUCCCUUCAAUUUCUCGAUUCUCAAGUCUUCGAUCUGUCAACUUAUCAGGAAACUUCAUAGUCCACAUUACUCCUGGCUCACUACCUAAGAGCCUUCAUACCCUCAACUUGUCCAGAAACAAGAUUGUCGUUAUUGAGGGCCUCAGAGACCUGACUCGGUUGCGAGUACUUGAUCUCAGUUACAACAGGAUCUCCCGAAUUGGCCAAGGUUUGUCAAACUGUACUCUCAUCAAAGAGCUAUAUCUGGCUGGAAACAAGAUCAGUGAUGUAGAGGGGCUACACAGACUCUUGAAGUUGAUGGUUCUGGACCUAAGCUUCAACAAGAUAACCACGGCUAAAGCACUUGGGCAGCUAGUGGCAAGCUACAGCUCCUUAUUAGCUCUGAAUCUGUUGGGCAAUCCAAUCCAGAGCAACAUUGGGGAGGACCAGCUGCGGAAGACGGUCUCUGGAAUCCUCCCACAGCUAGCUUACCUGAACAAGCAACCCAUCAAGCCACAGAGGGCACGGGAGGUGGCCACAAACAGUGUUGCAAAAGCUGCCCUAGGGGGCAAUGAAUGGACCUCUCGCAGGAAGGCACUGAAACGAAUGGGCCCAGGUGGAUCCUCUUCAUCCAGCGGACAUAGGAGCAACAAUGCUGGGACCGGACAGAAAAGUAGCCACAGAUCAAAGAGAACUCACCACCACUCCCCUACAAGACGGAGAUCGUCAUUAGGUGCUUCCUUCCAUUAGGAAUUUUCCCCUUGGAAAAUUAUGGUUAGGGACCAUGUCUUAGUUGAAUGGUAAAGCUCAGGCUACCAUCAUGAAGAUUUAAGUUCGAGUCUGAGAGUGGUCAGUUCAUGCAAAAAAGUUGCUGAAUGUUAGGACUGUCACUGGUCCACGGCUCCUGCAACUCUAUGGAAGUGGGACUCCUACAACCCUUUGGGGAAUUAUAGUUGAUCUCUGGAGAUGAACAUUGUCUCUGUCGAUUUUCAACAAUUUAGGGUGGGAUUAUUUAAGUUGUGCUGCAUAUUAAUUUUUCAAUUUGUUUUUGCUGUAGUAGUUGAUUUUCUUUGUUGAUUAGUUUCAAUCAAAGCCUUGGAGAUUCAGUUUGAGUUCAAUUUAAUGUAGAACAGUUCUAAUCUUAGGAUCAGAAUAUAGAUCAGAAGUUGGUUACUACUACAUAAAUGAUGGAUAUUUGUUGCA